AUGGCCUUCAUCCCCUCUUUCACCUCCAUAGUCCGCAUAGUCGGAGGAGUGCUCGUCGUAUCUCUCAUCUCCACCGCUGGGCUUCUCUACCGAUACCAAACGUCGCUCAUCUAUCCCUCUUGCUUCCCUACCGGCUCCAAAACUCAAGUCUCCACCCCGGACGAAUACGAUCUUCCUUACACCGAAGAAGAGCUCAUCACACCCGAUUCCCAGCGUCUGCGCAUCUUUGUCCUGCUCCAAGGCACCAAGCUUUCCCCGCGUCGAGGACCUGCUUCCAAAGUUCAGGCUAGGCAAGAUCAAGAGCCGCAACAGCUCGAGCGUAAAUCAACACAAACACAAACCGGAAUGGCUCCCGUGGACACGUUCGAUGCUCAACUAGCGUCGAAGCGUCCAACAAUACUGUUCUUGCAUGCAAACGCCGGCAACAUGGGUCAUAGAUUGCCGCUGGCUGCAGUAUUCUUCAAACGAUUCGGCUGCAACGUUGUCAUGCUCAGUUAUCGAGGCUACGGCUUUUCCACCGGCUCACCAAAUGAGCGUGGGAUCAAAAUCGACACUCAAACCACCCUGGACUUCAUCCGCGCACACCCUUCCCUCUCUAGCACAGUGCUAGUUGCAUACGGACAGAGUAUUGGUGGAGCAGUAGCAAUCGAUCUCGCCGCUCGUAACCCCGCUUCCGUCCAGGCGCUCAUACUCGAAAACACUUUCCUCAGCAUCCCAGAGUUGAUCCCACACCUCCUUCCACCAGUCCGACCUUUCACCUUCCUUUGUCGCGAAUACUGGUGCUCUGGCCUGACCAUCACUAAGAUCACAGAAAAGGCUCCUACCCUCUUCCUCUCGGGCAGACAGGAUGAGCUAGUACCACCCUCCCACAUGGAUGCCUUGUUCGAAAGAUGCACAAGUAGCGUCAAGGUGAAAAAGGAGUUCAACGAUGGCACUCAUAACGAUACCUGUAUUAAGCAGGGUUAUUUCGAGGCUGUGGCCGAGUUUUUGUUACAGCAUGUCGUAACACUUGUGCGCGACAAGGUUGGCCAGCAGGAGGAGGGCCAGCAGGAGGAGGGCCAGCAGGAGGAGGGCCAGCAGGAGAAGGGCCAGCAGGAGGAGGGCAAGCACAACGUGGCAAAGCGAGCGAACGCCGGCAAGAAGGAGGCAAGUGGAGAUGAGGACGAUUGGGUGCAAAUGACUCAUAGCGAGGUCAAGGAGGUCGUGGGGGAAAAGGUCGACCAGGUCAGGAGCGAGCAAGAUGGGGAUGCGCCCAUGUUGAGUAAGGUGCCGAAGCUGUAA
Ustilago hordei is the source of this 1281-nucleotide messenger RNA. RefSeq lists its product as uncharacterized. The transcript has a single exon. Gene Ontology annotation, cellular component: membrane. The coding region runs from base 1 to 1281 and encodes 426 amino acids. The record is from RefSeq and is a predicted model, not a curated record. Lineage: Eukaryota; Fungi; Basidiomycota; Ustilaginomycetes; Ustilaginales; Ustilaginaceae. Gene Ontology annotation, molecular function: palmitoyl-(protein) hydrolase activity.